GAACCAGUGGAUAUUUUUCAAUGAGCAAAUAAAAAAGAGGGUACUCUAGCGAGACGUUGCCAACAGGUGAUUGUAUAUAAUGAACUCACAUGUUAUAUAUCGUUCAUAUAUCACAUGAACUGCAACGAGUAUGACUGCAUUUUCUUUGGAACAAGAAGUUGAAUGAUUUGUCUUCAUCAGUUUUUGUCGUAGUUCGAAAACUGACUCCAUUUGUGUGGCUAUUAUUUGGUGUCUUGUCUUUCCCGUUUCAUUUUUCAACAUAAAAGUUCCAGCAGCGAUGGCCAAAGUGAAUUUCUCCGGUAAAUGGAAGCACUCGAAAGACGAAGGGUUUGAUGAACUCCUGAAGGCUCUAGGAGUGAACAUCAUCAAGAGAAAGGCCAUCACAGCACUGUCACCCCAGCAGGAGAUUACACAGAAAGGAGAUCAGUUCGUCAUCACUAACAAAUCAGUUAAGACAGAAACUUUAGAGUUCACCAUGGGACAAGAGUUUAAAUUUAAGAAUCCCCUCUCUGGCAAAGAAGAGAUGCUACUAGCUGAGUGGGACGGUGAUAAAAUCGUAGUCACGAACAAAACCGACCCUAAUGGCGUUGUUGCGACCAGAGAGCUGAAGGAUGAUCAUCACAUGACGAUAACACAGCAGAGAGGCGAAGUCAUUGCUGUUAGACAUUUCAACAAAAUGGCAUCUUCUGACGAGCUACCGAAUUUCUCUGGUUAUUGGAAGCUGACGAAAAAUGAUGAAAAUUUCGAGAAGUAUCUUCAAGCCAAUGGAGUGAACUUCAUGUUAAGGAAGGUCAUCAAAUCUGCCACUGUGUAUCAAGACAUCGAACAGGAUGGUAAUCAAUUCAAGAUCAAGAUCAUAUUGCCGGUUGCUACUCAAGAAUUGACAUUCACAGUAGGUGAGGCUUUCGAGACCUACAAUAGCUUCCGGAAAGUGACCUUAAAAAGAAUAGCAAACUGGGAUGGGCAAGCAAUAAUCAUCAAGUCAUCUGACCCUGCAUCAGAUGAACCGGAAGAGAAACGUGAGCUCGAGGAUGGAUUCCUGUACCUUACUCUGACUAAAGGGGACGUUACAACUAAGAGAACUUUUGAAAAGGCAGUUAAAAAAUAACUUAGACCUGUGAAAGGUAUUACAAAUGGCUGCAAUAUAAAUAAAGUUACGAGACUUAAUGAAAUAAAAGACCUGUACAUUUUUUUC
Molecule: messenger RNA, 1195 nt
Organism: Lytechinus pictus (painted urchin)
Lineage: Eukaryota; Metazoa; Echinodermata; Echinoidea; Temnopleuroida; Toxopneustidae
Exons: 6
Coding region: 278-1108 (276 amino acids)
Biological process (GO): fatty acid transport
Cellular component (GO): nucleus; cytosol
Molecular function (GO): fatty acid binding
Source: RefSeq, a predicted model, not a curated record